ACUUCUUCUGAACUAAAAAAAAAGAAAAAUAGAAAGAGAAGUGCGUCUCCAGUUUCUGCCGGCGACAAUGGAUGAGUUGUCAGCUUACUACUCUCACUACAAUCUCCCGUCGAUCGUUCCUACUCCUCUUCCUCCCGGUGUAGCUCCGAUUCCAAUCACUCCAAUCCAUCCCGUCUACUUGCCUACUACACAGUCCUCAACCGGAGAUGUUCGGACGCUUUUCGUCGCCGGACUUCCCCAAGACGUCAAGCCCCGGGAGAUCUACAAUCUCUUCCGUGAGUUCCCAGGAUACGAAACUUCGCAUCUCCGUACCUCAGAUGGAGCCAAGCCCUUUGCGUUUGCUGUGUUCUCGGAUCUCCAAUCAGCUUUAGCGGUGAUGCAUGCCCUCAAUGGAAUGGUGUUUGAUCUUGAGAAGCAUUCUACUCUUCACAUUGAUCUUGCUAAAUCAAACCCUAAAUCUAAGCGUUCAAGAACAGAUGAUGGCAGGGAGAGCUUGAAAAGGACCAAGUCUUGGAGCAACACUCCCGAGUCUGCAGGUUUUGGCAGCUUUCACACUCCUGGAAUGAGUACUUCUUCUCACAACACUAUUGGUUAUUCACCUCCACAAAGUAAAGGAGUUGCUAAUGUUGCUGGGAGGGCAAUGACUACUAGAAAAUCUAAUAAUGCUGCAGAACCUUGUCCAACACUUUUCAUUGCAAAUUUGGGACCAAAUUGCACUGAACCUGAGUUAGUUCAAGUUUUCUCGAGGUGCCGUGGAUUCUUGAAGCUGAAAAUUCAGGGCACAUAUGGUACUUCUGUCGCAUUUGUUGAUUUUCAGGAUGUCAGCUGCUCAAGUGAAGCACUACAUGCUCUUCAAGGAACAGUGCUUUACUCAUCCCUCAGUGGUGAGGGUUUGAGGCUGCAUACCAGAUAUGCGAGAUCACGGAUGGGAAUGCGCAAGAAGAUUAAUUAAUGCUAAAAUUAGUGGAAGAUUAAAUAUAAUGCCAUGCUAAAACAGCAUAGAUACUGAACUUACUACUCAGAUGUAUUAUUUAUCAGAAUUCAGAAAUGUAUUGAUCAUAUUGGAGACCAAGUUUUAUAUAAUGAUCAGAACCAUGGUUCCC
Messenger RNA from Raphanus sativus (radish), 1103 nucleotides. RefSeq lists its product as uncharacterized. Bases 68 to 952 code for a protein of 294 amino acids. The record is from RefSeq and is a predicted model, not a curated record. NCBI's taxonomy places the organism in Eukaryota, Viridiplantae, Streptophyta, Magnoliopsida, Brassicales, Brassicaceae. The transcript has 10 exons. Gene Ontology annotation, molecular function: mRNA binding.